UCCAUUCUCUGUUCCUUCCUUGGCUCCCUCAACGACGGAGGCAAGGCACCGGUCGUGCGCGGCUCCGUCGAUACCGCCCGUCUGCGUUGAUCCCGUGUCCGAGGGCGGCUGCCGCUGCACUCCGGCGAUCCGGCCACCACCACGCGCCGGCGGGCGACGCAGGCCAUGGUGGGUUACGGCUGCCAUCGUCCUCCAUGUGCAGCUCUCUCCAUGGGGAGCCCUCCUUCCCGGUGUCCUCCAUGGGCCGCUCCGCCGCCGCAGGCUUCCGACGACUUUGCGGGAAACAACUCCACCCCUGCGCGGCCGGUGAGGCGCCUCUCCUCUUAUCGCUCUCACUAGAACGGUCAGGAUGGGGGCUUGGAGGCAGAGGAUCGGGGGCCGCGGAAUACUGUUAGGUCGCGGGAGCAUCAUGCGGCCAGGUCGCGAGCACCAGCAGGCGCCGCGGCAGGCGAGAUCGCGGGCGGAGGUCCUGGGCGAGGCCAUGACGGAUGGAGGUCAUUCGCAGCUGCGGUGUAGGCGGCGCUGCAUGUCGAGAUCGAUGCCGCCUCCUGGACAGGGAAGGGCAGCAACUACCAUUCUCCUGCCCGCAUUUAGAUGGAACAUGGAAGGGACACAGAUUUCCAGGCCUAGGAGCGGCCUUUCUCCGCUUUCCAGUUGCAAGGAAUUAGAGAACCAUAACUCCAGGAAGGCAACAACCCAUGACAAAAGUUGAUCUGAAGGUAUAUGCCACAUGCCACGCUUAAUUUCUAAUUAGAUCAUAAGUUGUGCAUUCUGUAGAUCAAUUUGAAAGGCUUCUGCAAUUAAAGACACUGGUGUCAAACUGUUCAUUGUUCAAAUGUGAAUUGUCAUGCUAUAUAAAGCAGCGGAGGACAAUCCCACAAAAAAUACGCUCUCUGAAAAUUAUCUAGCCCGCUGCUUUAUGCAAUGCUAUGCAUUUUCAAUGUUACUCUUCUGUUUGCUCAUUUUGUUGCUGAUGUACAAAGAGCACAAUUUUAUCACGUCCUACUGUGCUUCAUUCCCACUAUAAGUCAACUAGCAGGAUUACCUUUUUCUUUCAUCAUGGUACGAGGUUGACACAUGUUAAACUGAGUCCAAGAUCACAUUAAGAAAGAUUGUUCAUGUUAGUUUUGGGUCUUCAAAAUGUCAACGCAAGAGUAUAUGAGACUUUAUACAUGAUCGCUUAAUGCAUGGUCUACUAGGUUUAGCCUGGAAUCCUAGAUCUUCAUGGAGACAAUAUCAGUAAGUUCAUUUCAUACUGCAUAAUGUAAGUUUUCUGAAACUCAGUUCCUUAUAGUUUCCAUUUGUGUGUUUAGCUUUCACCAUUAUAAAAGAGCAUGUACCUAACUAGAAUUGUUCUGUUUUCAUGAAACCAAACGGUGGACGGUAGGGCCCAUGCACUAGAUGUUUCCAGAGGAACCGAACAUAUCCUAAUCGGGAGAGGCGUGCAAAAAUCAGAAGGAAGGAGGUCUUGGAACCAGUUACCGGUUGUCCAUUUACAUAUAAAAAGAGGCAAACGGAAAUUAUCUAUGGACUGAACAGGUAAGAAACGUAAGAGGAGGGUAUGUGUUGCUAGCUAUUUGGACGAACGUGAGAGAAAAUAGGCCAUCUACAACAACCAAAUCAAGGAGGGAUUGGCUAAAGUGUUUAGCUUUUAUAUAGGCUAUUAUGAGCUUGUUCUUAUGCAUGGUAAGAGAAAAAGAGAUAGAAAGCAUACUGAAUUAUAUAGGGAAGAGCUCGGUCGACGCUGCUGAUGUUGUGGGCUUGUGCUUGUGCUUGUGGUAUAGUAUCAUGUUUUGUGUCUGUUCAAUUUGUGUUCACUGCAUAUUUGGAAAAGUCUGAGGCAAAACUACAUUACUAACAUGAGUCUAUCUGAAGGUCACGAGUUGAACAUUGUAGAUACCAAGAUUGAUAUGGGGAUAGAGUUUGAGGAAAAGGUCGAAAACUCAAAUGGUAACAAAAUUUAAAAAAUAGAAUGCCCAGUUAGGAGUUUGCUACAGUAUCACGAUCUACAACUUAGAAGGAAUUAGUAAUCUGCUCAUUGGAUGUAUUUGUGAAACCUUGGAUCUUGUGUACUUAUAUAAAAGUCAAGUGCACAAAAGUAGGACAUGGAUCCUCCCAUUGAGUGCCUUAUA
Molecule: messenger RNA, 2132 nt
Organism: Lolium perenne
Lineage: Eukaryota; Viridiplantae; Streptophyta; Magnoliopsida; Poales; Poaceae
Source: RefSeq, a predicted model, not a curated record